Molecule: messenger RNA, 1076 nt
Organism: Carassius auratus (goldfish)
Lineage: Eukaryota; Metazoa; Chordata; Actinopteri; Cypriniformes; Cyprinidae
Product: copine-8-like
Exons: 13
Coding region: 43-1008 (321 amino acids)
Biological process (GO): cellular response to calcium ion
Cellular component (GO): plasma membrane
Molecular function (GO): calcium-dependent phospholipid binding
Source: RefSeq, a predicted model, not a curated record
UCCACGGAGCGAGGGACGCUCGCGGUGUCUGUCCGUGGCAGCAUGUCCACAGUGAUGAGUGGCUUCGGGAACAUGGCGAGUCUCGCGGAUUUCGAGCCGCUCGCGGCGGUGAUUCCCGCCACGAAAGUUGAGAUCACCGUGUCGUGCAGAAACCUCUUGGACAGAGACACCUUCUCAAAAUCUGAUCCAAUUUGUGUGCUGUACACUCAGACUGUGGCGAACAGGGACUGGAGAGAGUUUGGCAGGACAGAAGUCAUCGAUAACACAUUGAAUCCAGAUUUUGUGCACAAAUUCAUCCUCGAUUACUUCUUUGAAGAGAGACAAAAUUUGCGCUUUGAUCUGUAUGACCUUGACUCAAAGAGUGAAAACCUGUCCAAACAUGACUUCCUGGGCCAGAUGUACUGUACUCUCGGAGAGGUGGUGGGCUCUCAGGGUAGUCGUAUGGAAAGAUCCCUUGUAGGAAUUCCUGGGAAGAACUGUGGAACUAUUAUUGUGAAAGCUGAAGAACUUGGAAAUUGCAGGGAGUCAGUAUUGAUGCAGUUUUGUGGCAACAAACUUGACAAGAAAGAUUUCUUUGGAAAGUCAGACCCUUUCUUGGUCUUUUACCGUAGCAAUGAAGACGGAACAUUUACCAUCUGUCAUAAGACGGAGGUGGUGAAAAACACGCUGGACCCUGUAUGGCAGGCCUUCAAGAUCCCGGUCAGAGCACUGUGUAACGGGGACUAUGACAGAGCAAUAAAAAUCGAGGUUUAUGACUGGGACAGAGAUGGAGGUCAUGACUACAUUGGUGAGUUCAGCACCAGCUACAGGGAGCUCUCUAAAGGCCAAUCUCAGUUUACUGUGUGGGAGGUGCUGAACACCAAGAAAAAGAAAAAGAAGAAGAAAUAUCUAAACUCAGGAACCGUCACUCUGCUGUCCUGCUUCAUUGAUAUCGAGGUUACGUUCCUGGACUACAUCAAAGGAGGGUCAGUAUUUGUGUGUGUGUGUGCACUUUUACAAUCCUUUUGAACAAAGAUAUAGAUAAAUGUAAUUAAUGCAUAACUACAUACCAUAGUUUUAUACCAGAUGAAAGCUAU